Molecule: messenger RNA, 1746 nt
Organism: Plectropomus leopardus (leopard coralgrouper)
Lineage: Eukaryota; Metazoa; Chordata; Actinopteri; Perciformes; Serranidae
Source: RefSeq, a predicted model, not a curated record
AUGAUGUCUUGGUCGCACCCUCUGCUUUUCUAUCUGCUUUUCUGCUUUGGCGAGCUGAUUUCAGCUCAAAUAAAAUACUCGACGCCGGAGGAAGUUAAAUUGGGAGCUAUCAUUGGAAAUGUCGCAAAAGAUUUGGGCCUUGAUGUCAGUUCCUUGACAAACAGGCGAUUUCGCAUUGUGUCUGGAGCUCAGGAUGCGCUGUUUGAGGUAAACCCGAACAAUGGGGUUCUGUAUGUUCACAAGAAUCUCGAUCGAGAAAAGCUGUGCGAUAGAGACAGUGCUUGCUUAAUCGAUUUUAAAAUCGUUGUUGAAAAUCCACUUGAAAUCCAUUAUGUCACAGUGGAAAUAACAGAUGCAAACGACCAUGUACCGACGUUUGUCGAGAAAGAAAAGGUUAUAGAAAUAGCAGAAAAUACUUUGCCGGGAGCACGUUUUCAGUUACCAGGCGCCCGGGAUCCAGAUGUUGGGAUAAAUUCAGUCCAGCGAUAUAAACUUAGUCAAAAUGAUCACUUCAGUCUUGAAAUUCGAGAAAGGGGAGAGGAUAAAAUCCCAUUUCUUGUGUUGCAGAGGCACUUGGACAGAGAGCAGAAAACAAAUCACAGUUUAAUUUUAACCGCUAUGGACGGAGGGACGCCACAAAAAUCUGCAUAUCUUAAUCUUACCAUAAAGGUUCUCGAUAUCAAUGAUAACAGACCUACUUUUUCGAAGGAAGUUUAUUCUGUGACAUUACAAGAAAAUGUUGCUUUAGAUACGGUUGUGAUAAAAGUCAAUGCAACUGAUCUCGAUGAGGGAGCUAACGGGGAUGUCGAAUAUGCAUUUGGGGGAGACAUCAGCUCCAAUGUGUUAAAGUUAUUUAGUCUAGACAGAAAUUCAGGCGAAAUUCGAGUUAAAGGACAAAUUGACUUUGAGACAGCUGAUGUGUUCAAGUUAGACGUUCAAGCCUCUGACAGAGGGCAGCCUCCGACGACAACAGACUGUAGAGUCAUAAUAAAGAUCCAAGAUAUCAAUGACAAUAAACCAGAAAUAGAGGUGACAUCAAUAUCUAGCAUGGUCCCAGAGGAUUCAAAACAGGGAACCGUGGUCUCUCUUAUUAGUGUCAAAGACAUUGAUUCUGGCUUAAAUGGCAAAGUGCUGUGCAGUCUGACAGGAAAUGUGCCAUUUGAAUUGAAACCGUCGUUUAAAGAAAAUAUGUAUUCAUUAGUUACAAAAGAAACACUGGACAGAGAAACUGUGUCCCACUAUGAUAUUUUAAUAACAGCUACAGAUUAUGGUGAGCCUCCACUUUCCACAUUCAAAACGUUAAGUAUUCAGGUUUCAGAUGUUAAUGAUAACAUCCCAGAAUUCCCACACAGUCCCCUAGAGUUAUAUUUAACGGAAAACAAUGCUCCUGGCGCAUCAAUAUUUUCUGUGAGUGCAUUUGAUAAAGACUUAAACGAUAAUGCUGCAGUGUCCUAUCGUUUAAUGAGAGGGGAAGGUGGUCAUACUGAUAUGGCAUCGUUUCUGAAUAUAAAUUCUGAUAAUGGACAAAUAUCCGCGCUAAAGGGUUUUGACUUUGAAACUCUGAAAACUUUCCAGUUCCAAGUUGUCGCCACAGAUUCUGGAACUCCGUCACUAAGCAACAACGUCACAGUGAACGUGUUCAUUCUGGAUCAGAACGACAACGCUCCAGUCAUCCUGUAUCCAGUCAGCUCCAACGGUUCUGCUGAAGGUGUGGAGGAGAUUCCCCGCAAUGUCAACGCAGGACAC